AUGCCUCCUCCUUCCUCGAGAUCCGAAGUCUUAUCUCACCUUCGCGAGCUGAUUAGAAAUGGAAAACCAGUUGUCGGCGCGGGUGCCGGCACAGGUCUUUCUGCCAAAUUCAUCGAAGCGGGAGGCGCUGAUCUUAUAAUCAUCUACAAUUCUGGCAGAUUCAGGAUGGCAGGUCGAGGCUCUCUGGCUGGCCUCAUGCCCUAUGGUGAUGCCAACGCCGUAGUGGUGGACAUGGCAAGCGAGGUUUUGCCGAUCGUCAACAAGACGGGUGUGCUUGCUGGAGUGUGUGGCACAGAUCCCUUCCGCAUCAUGCCCAAAUUUCUCGAGCAAUUGAAAGGUAUGGGCUUCUGUGGAGUACAGAACUUUCCUACGGUCGGCCUCAUCGACGGCACGUUCAGAGCAAAUCUUGAGGAGACAGGAAUGGGCUAUGACAAAGAGGUGGCUAUGAUUGCGGAAGCACAUAAGUUGGAUCUGCUAACGACGCCUUACGUUUUCAAUGUGGACGAGGCUGAGCGCAUGACCCAUGCAGGCGCGGAUUGCUUGGUAGCACAUAUGGGUCUGACCACGUCUGGAAGCAUUGGUGCAAAGACUGGAAAAUCACUCGACGACUGUGUCCUGUUAAUUCAGGAUAUACGAGACGCUGCAGUCAAGAUCAACCCCGAUAUAAUUGUUCUAUGCCAUGGUGGCCCGAUUGCCGAACCGAAGGAUGCGAGCUUUGUUCUCAGUCGCACGAAAGGUGUGCACGGAUUCUUCGGCGCCAGCAGUAUGGAACGGUUACCGGUUGAGACUGCUAUAACGAACACUACCAAGGAGUUCAAGGGUCUGAAGAUCAACGGCUUAUGA
Exophiala oligosperma is the source of this 843-nucleotide messenger RNA. RefSeq lists its product as uncharacterized. The record is from RefSeq and is a predicted model, not a curated record. The transcript has a single exon. Lineage: Eukaryota; Fungi; Ascomycota; Eurotiomycetes; Chaetothyriales; Herpotrichiellaceae. Gene Ontology annotation, molecular function: catalytic activity. The coding region runs from base 1 to 843 and encodes 280 amino acids.